Rhipicephalus sanguineus (brown dog tick) is the source of this 459-nucleotide messenger RNA. RefSeq names its product sorcin. Gene Ontology annotation, molecular function: calcium ion binding. NCBI's taxonomy places the organism in Eukaryota, Metazoa, Arthropoda, Arachnida, Ixodida, Ixodidae. The coding region runs from base 1 to 459 and encodes 152 amino acids. The transcript has a single exon. The record is from RefSeq and is a predicted model, not a curated record.
AUGUCAAGUUGUCCUGGAAGCGACUACGAGCGGUACUUGGUGGACGUCUUUUUGGAGGCGGACAAAGAUGCUUCAGGCUUCCUCGACGUGCACCAGCUCCGCGCUGCCCUGUAUGAAACCGUAGCCUACCCACGCUACCGCGCUUUCUCUCUGAAGACCACAAGUCUGCUGAUGGCCGUGGUCAACCUAAACAACCAGGGCUUCUUGACCAUGCAGCAGUUCUUUUGGCUGCAUCAGACAGUUUACCGCUUCUGGAAGGCCUUCCGGAAGUACGACCUCGACAACUGUGGCUGGAUUUGGCACACCGACGUCCGCGCUGUCAUGGCGUGCAUCCGCCUCCAAGUCACGGAUGACCAAAUGGAGGAGGUGUUGGGCUUGAUCGAGCACCGAACCUGGGUCUCCCUGGAAGAAUAUGUUCAACUCUGCUCCAUUUCCAUUCUCAGUCGCUACAACAUUUAA